CUGCCUCGCAGCCGUCGGGAUGGAGGUGAGAAGACGGCCGUGACCCGCACCUGCUCCUCCGCUGCACCCCAGCAGCCCACAGCGCUCCCUGCCCCCCUCGCCCGCAGCAGCUGCGGGGCCUUGCGGUCGAGUGACAGCGGCCUGGGGGGGCGGGGGGGGCGGGUGCGGCCUGACCAGCGAUGCCGGCGGGCAUGACGAAGCAUGGCUCUCGCUCGGCCAGCUCGCUGCCGCCCGAGCCCAUGGAGAUCGUGCGCAGCAAGGCGUGCUCGCGACGUGUGCGCCUCAACGUCGGAGGCCUGGCGCACGAAGUCCUCUGGCGCACCCUGGACCGCCUGCCCCGCACGCGGCUGGGCAAGCUGCGUGACUGCAACACGCACGACUCACUGCUCGAGGUGUGCGACGACUACAGCUUGGACGACAACGAGUACUUCUUCGACCGCCAUCCUGGCGCCUUCACCUCCAUCCUCAAUUUCUACCGCACGGGGCGGCUGCACAUGAUGGAGGAGAUGUGUGCGCUCAGCUUUAGCCAGGAACUGGACUAUUGGGGCAUCGACGAGAUAUACCUGGAGUCGUGCUGCCAGGCGCGCUACCACCAGAAGAAGGAGCAGAUGAACGAGGAGCUCAAGCGCGAGGCCGAGACACUCCGUGAGCGCGAGGGCGAGGAGUUCGAUAACACGUGCUGCGCGGAGAAGCGCAAGAAGCUGUGGGACCUGCUGGAAAAGCCCAACUCCUCCGUUGCCGCCAAGAUUCUGGCCAUAAUCUCCAUCAUGUUCAUUGUCCUCUCCACCAUUGCCCUGUCGCUCAACACCCUGCCUGAGCUGCAAAGCCUCGAUGAAUUUGGCCAGACCACAGACAAUCCCCAGCUGGCCCAUGUGGAGGCCGUGUGCAUUGCAUGGUUUACCAUGGAGUACCUGCUACGGUUCCUUUCCUCCCCCAAGAAGUGGAAGUUCUUCAAGGGCCCACUCAAUGCCAUCGACUUGCUGGCCAUCCUGCCGUACUACGUCACCAUCUUCCUCACCGAGUCCAACAAGAGCGUGCUACAGUUCCAGAAUGUGCGCCGCGUGGUCCAGAUCUUCCGCAUCAUGCGUAUCCUCCGCAUCCUGAAGCUAGCGCGGCAUUCCACGGGCCUCCAGUCCUUGGGCUUCACUCUGCGAAGGAGUUACAAUGAGCUGGGUCUGCUAAUCCUCUUCCUCGCCAUGGGCAUCAUGAUCUUCUCCAGCCUGGUCUUCUUUGCUGAGAAAGAUGAGGAUGACACCAAGUUCAAAAGCAUCCCGGCCUCAUUCUGGUGGGCCACCAUCACCAUGACAACCGUUGGGUACGGGGACAUCUACCCCAAGACUCUCCUGGGAAAAAUUGUUGGGGGGCUCUGCUGCAUCGCAGGGGUCCUGGUGAUUGCUCUCCCCAUCCCCAUCAUCGUCAACAACUUCUCUGAGUUCUACAAGGAGCAGAAGAGACAGGAGAAAGCCAUCAAGCGGCGAGAGGCUCUGGAGCGAGCCAAGAGGAAUGGCAGCAUCGUGUCCAUGAACAUGAAAGAUGCCUUCGCCCGGAGCAUCGAGAUGAUGGACAUUGUGGUGGAGAAGAAUGGGGAGAAUGUGGGUAAGAAGGAUAAAGUACAAGAUAACCAUUUGUCCCCCAACAAGUGGAAGUGGACAAAGAGGACCCUGUCUGAAACCAGCUCAAGUAAAUCCUUUGAAGCCAAGGAGCAGGGAUCCCCUGAGAAAGCCAGAUCGUCAUCUAGUCCCCAGCACCUGAAUGUCCAGCAGCUGGAAGACAUGUACAACAAGAUGGCCAAAACCCAGUCACAGCCCAUCCUCCACACCAAGGAGGCAGCCACCCAGAGCAAACCAAAGGAAGAGCUGGAAAUGGAGAGCAUCCCCAGCCCCGUGGCCCCUCUGCCCACACGCACCGAAGGGGUCAUCGACAUGCGCAGUAUGUCAAGCAUCGACAGCUUCAUCAGCUGUGCCACGGACUUCCCUGAAGCUACCAGGUUCUCCCACAGCCCUUUGGCUUCACUCCCUACCAAGACUGGGGGUGGCGUGGCCCCAGAGAUGGGCUGGCGGGGCGCUCUUGGUGCCAGUGGUGGGAGGCUUGUGGAAGCCAACCCCACCCCGGAGGCCGGCCACUGCUCUAGCUUCUUCAUUGAGAGCCCCAAGAGUUCCAUGAAGACCAACAACCCCUUGAAGCUCCGAGCACUCAAAGUCAACUUCAUGGCAGGUGAACCCAGUCCACUGCUCCCCGUUCUGGGGAUGUACCACGAGCCUCUUAGGAACCGGGGGGGCGCGGCGGCAGCUGUUGCUGGCUUGGAGUGUGCCACACUCUUGGACAAACCUAUGUUGAGCCCCGAGUCCUCCAUUUACACCACAGCAAGUGCUAGAACGCCUCCCCGGUCACCUGAGAAGCCCCCAGCGAUAGCGUUCAACUUUGAGGCUGGGGUCCACCAGUACAUCGACGCUGACACGGAUGAUGAGGGACAGCUGCUCUACAGUGUGGACUCCAGUCCUCCCAAGAGCCUCCACGGGAGCACCAGCCCUAAGUUCAGCAUUGGGACUAGAUCAGAGAAGAAUCACUUUGAAAGCACCCCGCUACCUGCAUCCCCGAAGUUUCUAAGGCAGAACUGCAUUUACUCCACAGAAGGGUUGACUGGAAAAGGCCCCAGUGGUCAGGAGAAGUGCAAACUCGAGAACCACAUCUCCCCCGAUGUCUGCGUGUUGCCAGGAGGAGGAGGAGCUCAUGGGAGCACUCGGGAUCAGAGCAUCUGAACUACCCUCACCCUCCAUGGAGAGGAGACUGUGUAUUGCUCAGCUUGCCUGCCAGAGGGCUUCUGUGGUUGAACUCUG
Molecule: messenger RNA, 2837 nt
Organism: Ochotona curzoniae (black-lipped pika)
Lineage: Eukaryota; Metazoa; Chordata; Mammalia; Lagomorpha; Ochotonidae
Gene: KCNB1
Product: potassium voltage-gated channel subfamily B member 1
Exons: 2
Coding region: 180-2759 (859 amino acids)
Biological process (GO): potassium ion transmembrane transport; protein homooligomerization
Cellular component (GO): membrane; voltage-gated potassium channel complex
Molecular function (GO): delayed rectifier potassium channel activity; protein binding
Source: RefSeq, a predicted model, not a curated record